Molecule: messenger RNA, 1306 nt
Organism: Oldenlandia corymbosa var. corymbosa
Lineage: Eukaryota; Viridiplantae; Streptophyta; Magnoliopsida; Gentianales; Rubiaceae
Source: the annotation of a GenBank genome assembly
UAGGAGUCCAAAUUUAUGCUUUAUGUCCGUCGACCUCUCACCAUCUUUCCCUUGACGUUAAGAUUCUCUUUACGUGAUUUGUCGACUCAUUUUAACUUACCACACUAUGAUCACCACCAUCUCCACGCAUAAUUCCCUUGUUGGCUUCAUCCUCAAGCAACUUCCCAAAAAUCAAUGGCUAGCCUUAAUUAAUUUCCAUGAUAAGCCAAAAUACCCAAACCCAAAAGUAACCUAACCUCCUACAUUAAUCAUCUAUUUUGAUUCGAUUCCCCUAACAUUAUUGAACCCAAAACGUUCCAAGAAUCAUGCACCUUUCAUUUUAAUUUAAAUAUAUAAGGGACCAAAACUUCAUCCGGCUCCCCCCACCAAACCAUGAAAUACAUUGAAAUUCCACAUUUCAGCCAUCCCCAACACAAGCUCAAAUUCGAGUACACCGAAAUCCCUUUCAAAUGCGACGGUUGCAAAGAAGUCGGAAUCGGCUCCCGGUACAAAUGCAACACUUGCGACUACGAUCUCCACAUGCACUGUGGGAUCCCGUCGGCUACAAUCACCCACCCUUUUUACACCAAGUGUUCGUUCCAAUUCCUGGCUCGGCCGCCGGGAAAUAUUCCGCGCUACUGCAACGCCUGCGAGAAAGACAUAACCGGGUUCCUUUACCAUUGCAAGUCUUGCGGGUUUGAUCUCCACCCGUGUUGCGCCAAGCUCCCGAUGAUGCUGGACGACGGCGAGGUGAAGCUGUUUUUGUACCGGAAAGUUAGCGCGGCGUGCCACCGGUGUGGCCGGAAAGGGAGGAGCUGGAGCUAUAGAUCCACUUGCAAGAAGUAUAAUUUGCAUGUGGCGUGUGUGAAGGAGAUGCUUGUGGAAAGUUGGCAUGAAAUUUACUUCGGAAGUAACCAUGGUAAAAAUGGAGGAUGCGGUAAUAAUAAUGGUAAUAAAAGUUUGGAAACGAGAAUCCCAAGUUUGAAGGGUACGUUGCAGAGUUACCACCGUAAAAGCAGUAAAGGUAAAGUCCAGAAAUGUUGUGAAAUGGCUGGGUUGGCUUUGCAAUUUGUUAUCUCCGCGGUUCUUGGAGAUCCUACUACUCUGAUCGCUGGAGUUGUCGGUUCACUCAUGUCUAAAUGAUAUUAGUAACUUGUUUGAUAUGUUUUUAAUGGUGAAAAAAUAAUCGUAGCUAUAUAUUUAUCAGAAAAGUUAGUUGAUGUAUAUUGUAUUUGUGCUCUUUUUUUUUUUUUUUUCCAUGUAUUCAGCCAGUGGCUAAUUAAUCAUUCUAGUAUUAAUUAAAUUCAAUAUUUAUGUUCGUACGUAC